This is a messenger RNA of Bradysia coprophila, 1780 nucleotides long. Its product is annotated as cytochrome P450 3A6-like. Gene Ontology annotation, molecular function: iron ion binding; steroid hydroxylase activity; oxidoreductase activity, acting on paired donors, with incorporation or reduction of molecular oxygen. The record is from RefSeq and is a predicted model, not a curated record. NCBI's taxonomy places the organism in Eukaryota, Metazoa, Arthropoda, Insecta, Diptera, Sciaridae.
ACAGGUAGAUAAUGGGUGGGUAGAGUUAACAUCACGAACAUGAUUAAUUGGUAGAUUAUGCGAGCCAACAAAUUAUUAUAUCAACGAAAGUUUAAUUUUCGAUUCAUUUUAUCUAAUUCGUCACGAGAAUAUGAUCGUCUUAGCGGUACUAAUAUUUGUGUUAAUUUGUUGUGUUUCACUGUUAUUGUACGGUAGAAAAAAUUACGGAAUCUUGGAGAAAUGUGGAAUACCAGUUGUACAGCCGACACUAUUUUUGGGCAGUGUUCCCGAUUUUCAUUCCAAGAUCCAUCAAAUUGAAGACAUAAAAAGAUUCAAAAAGUACGGACCGAUUUGGGGGGUAUACGAGGGACAGGAUCCUCAGAUUCAUAUAGCCGAUCCGGAUCUGGCUCGUUUGAUAUUUGUCAAGGACUUCGAUUAUUUCCACGAUAGAAGAUCUAUGGAUUUUGGUUCGAAUGUAUUCAACGAAAUACUCGAUUAUUUGCCAGGCAGAAAAUGGAAAACUGUUCGACAAAUGCUGACUCCUAUGCUGACUACAUCAAAGCUUAAGCUGAUGAGUCAAGUAAUCAAUGAAUCUGCAACAGAAUUCGCAGAAGAUUUAAAAAACGAAUGUGUCGAUGGGAAAGUCAAAAUUGACUGUAGAAGACGCAUGACAACAUGGUUGAUAGAUAUGUUUACUCGGGCAACGCUGGGCGUCCAAAUGGGAAAUGCUAAGGAUCCCGAAAAUGAAUUUGCCGUUGCAUUUCGUACGUUUAUGGGUGAAGAUACCGUUUUUGAUUGGAUCUACAGUUUGUCGUUGACUUUUCCAUUCCUCACCAAAUUUGCUCCAACGUUCGACAACGAACCAACGAAUUUUAUAGAGCGAAUUUUCCGUCAGAUUCUUCAUAGUCGUCGUUCAACCGGUGAAAAGAAAAACUCCGAUUUUGUAGAUAUCCUGAAUGAGCUGAUCGACCGAACGAAAACCAACGAAUACAAAGAGCUGCAAAUUACUGAAGAUACAAUCAUCUCUCAGGCGGUAAACUUUUUUCUUGGUGGCUAUGAAACGUCCGGUACCACAUCAACGGUACUGCUUUACUAUCUCGCUCGGAAUCCAAAUGUUCAACGAAAUUUACAACUUGAAAUCGAUUCAAUUUACGAGAAAACGAAAGGUAACAUCGAUCACGAUGCAAUACGAGAGGAAGAAACACCAUAUCUAACAGCAUGCAUCAACGAAUCGCUACGCUUGGGACCGCCACUCUACCGUCCGGAAAGAGUUUGCACCAAGAACUGGAGCUACGGAAACAUUAAAAUUAAACGAACCACAACGAUUUUUCUGUGCCUUUGGGCAUUGCAUCGGGACGAGUCUUAUUUUGACGAUCCGGAUGAGUUUAAACCGGAAAGAUUUUUGCCGGAAAACAAGGAUAGAAUGAACCAAUACGCGUUUGUUCCCUUCGGACUUGGCCAACGAGCUUGUAUUGGUAUUCGUUUCGCCUACGAAUCGCUGAAGUUGUUGUUCAUUCAUUUAGUACGUAAUUUUGAAGUGAAGAUGCGUGAAGAUACCAAUUUACAAUAUAAACCGGGACAGCAGGUCGUCGUCGCUUUUAAGCCGCUUUACUUAGAUCUAGUAAAUCGAAAGCAGUGAAUUUUCUCUUCAGAAAUUCGUCAAUGGCUCAAACGAAUUUCUGGAUAUUUUUAUACAGACCAGGGUCAAUACAAGUACCGGUUGCUCCAUAAGUGAAAUGUUUAUUUUUCAUCUAAAAUUAGGUUACGACAUGUGUACGAUUAAAAUUACGUUUCAAUGCUA